Molecule: messenger RNA, 4039 nt
Organism: Terrapene triunguis (Three-toed box turtle)
Lineage: Eukaryota; Metazoa; Chordata; Testudines; Emydidae
Gene: MAMSTR
Product: MEF2 activating motif and SAP domain containing transcriptional regulator
Exons: 8
Coding region: 1-2742 (913 amino acids)
Source: RefSeq, a predicted model, not a curated record
AUGACCCCCAGCUCCCAUGAGCGGCCAAGUGGCUCCAAGGCUCCCAGCUUUCCAGAGCCAGGCAGCUCACCCAUGGCUGCUGCUGCACCUCCGGAGAGAUCUCAACUCCCUGGGGGUGUGGGGCCUUCGGAGGGCGCCACGGUGGCCCUGGCCGUGGGCCCCUCUGGGCAGAGGAGCCGGAGCAGCUCCCGGUUGGAUCAAGCCAAGAGACAGGGAACGAGAUCCAGGGCGACAGUUGGAGAAAGCGACAAAGGCAAAGCCCGGUCCAGCGCCAGCAGCACCGGCCACAAGAAGUCAUCCAGGGAGCAGAGAUUGGAGUCGAAGGGGAAGUUGAAAUCGGCCCUGAGUUCAGCCAGGCACAGGAGCAGCCUCACGUUCGUGACCAUCUAUAGCGCCCUGUCGAACUCGCUGGACAAGCUGACGGGCGGGAAGCUGAGACAGAGAAGGAGCCAGGAAGAUGCCAAGACGCAGUUGUCUUCUAAGCCCUCCAAGCGGGUCACCAUCUCGGGCGUGGUGGAGCUGUCGGGCCAGGGCAGCCAGGAGACCAGCUCCGUGGCACCCUCAGCUAUGGAGAGCAGCGGGGAGCAGGGCCCGGCUGGCUCCGGGACGGCUCCACAGCGGGAGAGCAGCCCACUGCCCAAGGCGCAGUCUGGAGGAUCCAGAGCCGUCACAGCUCCCAGCUCGCCCGAGCGAUCCAGAGCCUCCGUGGGCGUGGGGCGCUCGGCAGUGGCCACGGCCUCCGUGGGCGUGGGGCGCUCGGCAGUAGCCACAGCGUCGGUGGCAGCAGGUCCUUCCAGGCUGGGCAGCGCCCAGCCCUCAGGGAUGGGCGGAGAGAUGGAGCCAGGCAGGAGAUCCAGGGAGCCGAGCGUGGAGAGGAGCCGAGCCCAGCUGGGCCCCGCCAGCCCCUCCACAGAGCAGGGCAGGUCCCGUUUCCGGAGCCCCACGGGGACGCCAAGCCAGCCGGGGUCUAGCGCCGUGUCCAGAGAUUCUGGAGCAGCUGGGCCUUCAGAGCGAUCCAGAGUCUCGGUGGCCGCCGGCCCUUCGGAGAGAUCCAGAGCCUCAGUGGCUGCCGGCCCUUCGGAGAUGGCCACGGUGUCGGUGGCCGUGGGUCCGUCCGAGCUGGGGCCGCGGAGCAGCGCCCGGCCCUCGGGGCGGGACCAGCUGAGCCUGCCAGGCAGGGGAUCUAGAGAGCGCAGCAAGGCGGGGAGCCAGAGUGGAAGUCGAAUCAGCUCCCCCAGUGCCAUCAGGGAGGCUGGGACCCCCGGCGCCGUGGCUGCCCUGGGCUUGGAAGGCGAUGAUGUAUCUAGAGAGACAUCCAAGAAGUCCAGAGCCUCUGUGGCUCCAGGUUCUGCUGAGAAAUCCAGAGCGUUGGUGGCUCCAGCUUCUGUGGGGAGAUCGAGAGCGUCGGUGGCUCCAAGUUCUGCAGAGAGAUCCAGAGCAUCCGUGGCCGCCGGCCCUUCGCAGCUGGCUACGGUGUCAGUGGCCGUGGGACGGUCCGAGCCAGGGUCUCUCAGCAGCGCCAGGACCCCGGGGACAGAUGCUCAGAGGGCUCCCCGCGCGGGGAAGAGUCGGCUCAGCUCCCCGUGCUCCGGGGCUCCUCUGGGGACGAAGGCCGGCGACGCAUCCCCGAGGAGAUCGGGGGAGCAGAGCCAAAGCCAGGCCAGGGAGGAAGGAGGGGUCCGUUCCCAGAGCCCCUCGAGCCAGGCGCCCCAUGCGAGAGCUGCAGUCUCCAAGGGCCAAGGGCCCAGCAGCACCCGGCCCUCGGAGCUGGACAGACAGGGGGAGCUGGGCUGGGGAUCCAGCAGACCCAGCACCACGAGGAGCCGGAGCAAAGGUCGGCAGGAAGACAAGCGGGACCCCUCUGUGGGGCACCCCGCCAGCAGCCCUUCCAGGUGCGGGGGGGCCCCGGGGCCGCCCCCCCCGGCCUUGCCCCCCGCCGACCGGGCGCUGCGGGAGAAGCAGCGGCUCAUCGACAGCCUCACCUGGGAGCUGCAGCGGGAGCAGCAGGAGGCCGACGACCUGCGGGAGGAGCUGCAGCUGCACAAGUGCCGGCGCGGCCGCCCGGAGGGGGAGCCCCUGCCCCCCUCACCCCCGGCCAGCCACGGCCCCCAGACCCCCGCCGGGGAGACGCCCGAGGGCACAGUGCCCGGGAGAGAGGGGUUCCUGGUUUUUUGUCCCCCUUCCUGUGAGCCAAUCGGGGAGGACCUAGAACUGCCCCUGCAGAUCACGGCCAGUCCCGCCCCAGGCCCCCGCUCCCUGGAGGAGGAGCUGCAGGAAGCCAUCCAGAAAGCCCAGCUGGUCCCAAGUCAGUCGAUCGAAGACAUCCUGGAGGAGCCGCUGGCGUGUGCAGGUGAUCUGCUCCCCACAGAGCCACGCCGGCCCCCCUCGCCCCUCAGCCAGCAGGAGGCGCCCUGCAAGAAGCCCCGUCACACCCCGCCGGCAGCAGCCAUCUUGGAUUUCCCCGGCCACUACGACUUCCUCACCCCUCCCUCCUCCUCCUCCUCGUCCCCCUCGGACUCCCUGCGUGGGAUCUUCUCCCCGGAGCCCCCGGAGGGGCCCCCGUCGCCCAGCCCCCGGCCCGCCUUCGACCCCGUCGAUUGGCUGGAGGCCUUGACAGCUGGCCCGGCCUCGGGGCUGGGGUCCGGCACCCCCGGUGGCAGCAGCAUCUUCUCCACUGAUUUCUUUGACUCGCCUGAACUGAGCGUCAACCACAUGAUUGACCUGAUGGUGGAGCAGUGGUAGAGGGUGCGGGCCCCCCCGGCCUGGCCACAGGGAGCCCCCCACCGCCACCCCAGAGACGCCAACAAAUCACACCAAUGCAGGUGCCCAUCUUGGAUCGGUAACGUCAACUCCAGGCGCCAUCUUGGAUGGGAGGAACCAUAGUUUGUAGUGACGCCAAAACUGGGCGCCAUCUUGGAUGGUGGAACCAUUGUUCAGGGUGACAUCAACUCCAGGCGCCAUCUUGGAUGGGUGACGUUAACUCCAUCUUGAGUGAGUAGAAGCAUUAUUCUCGGUGACGUCAACUCGCGGCACCAUCUUGGAUGGGUGGAACCCUUGUUUGGUGUGACCUCAAUUGCAGGUGCCAUCUUGGAUGUGUGGAACCAUUACUCAGGGUGACAUCAAUUCCAGGUGCCAUCUUGGAUGGGUGAAACCAUUGUUUGGAGUUGACAUCAGCUCGGGAUGCCACCAUUGAUCGGUGAAGCCAACGGAUGCUAUGUUGGGUGGAUGAAACCAUUGCUUGGGGGUGAUGCCAACUCCAGACACCAUCUUGGAUGGGUGUAGCCAUUUUACUGGGUGAUGUCAACACUGGAUGCCAUCUUGGAUGGAUUAAACCAUUGCUGUUUUGGUUGUCAGCCCCAAAGGACAUCUUGGAAGGAUCAAACUGUUGGUGUUUAGAGUGAUACGGCGGGUGGCUGCCAUCUUAUAUAAAUCAUACCAUAAGUGUUCAGGGUCACAUCAGCUCUUGAAUGGGUUAAGCCAUUGUUUGGGGGUGAUGCCAGCUUCCACCACCAUCUUAAAUGGAUCAGACCACUGAUGUUUGAGUCACGUCAGCUCUAGGUGCCAUCUUGGAUUGGUCCAGUCAUUGGUGCUUGGGGUGAUGCCAAGUCCAAAUGCCCUCUUUAUUUGGGCCGUACCAUUUAAUUGAACCUAAGUGUUUCAUUGGCAGGCGGAAGGCAACUCCACCUGUGGGAUGCCAUCUUGUUUGGGACAUACCACCUUUGACUCCAGUGUCUUAUUGACCAGAGGGGAGGAUGUGGAAACCAUCUUAGUUUGGAUUGUGCCAUCUUUGUACCUAGCUGGGUUGGGAGUGGAGAAGCCAACUCUAGAUGCCAUCUUGGAUGGAUCAUACCAUUUGUUUUUUACCUCAUGUUUUACUGGCAGAGGGGGGUGGGGAAAUGGCAACUGUAGACGCCAUCUUAGUUGGACUGUACCAGUUGCUGAGCCUAGUGUUCUAUUGGGGGCUGCCCCACUCCCGCUGCCCCCCCGGCCCUUUUCACUCCCCCCCCACUGGGACCGGGUCCCCCCUCCUCCCACCCAG